CUCUUCGCUUGUACCUGUCGGCAGCCACAUGAGAGCGUGUCCGUCUCUCUGUUCCUUUUAGCCUCUCACGGAGCAUAAAAACAAACCCAAACGACAACGAAAACAAAAAGAGAGUUCAAAAUAGUGAAGCAGCUGGCUCCAUUUUAAGAGUCAAGCAAUGAGUCAAGCUGACAGUGAGGAACAGAAGUGAAGAUCUACGCAAGAAUUUAGCUUCGAAAUAUCUAUUCAGAAGAUCAAAUGUUGGUCCAAGACCGUGCAGUUCCGAAAUCUCCGAAACCUCCCCAGAUCAGAACCCUCCCUACACUUCAACAAAGCCGGUUCGCUGAACCCAAAAACCUUGAUUUCUCCACAUGGGUAUCCGAGAAUUUUUACAGAAUCAUAACAAUCUUUGUCCUAAUUUCCACCAUCGCCGCCGUUUUCUUCUUCUACACCUCCACCAACACGGCUUCCCUCCUUUGUCUCCAAUCUCAGACCCAACACGCGAUCGAUUCCAUAUCUUUCCCCCAAAUCAAGUGGAAUUCAAUCAAGCCCAUUGCUGACAAAACGUCGCCGUACGCUAAUUUCAGAUCAGAGCAAUGGGUCGUUGUCUCCGUUGCAAAUUACCCGUCCGACGCGUUGAAAAAGAUGGUGAAGGUUAAAGGGUGGCAGGUUUUGGCAAUCGGGAAUUCGAGGACACCCAGAGAUUGGAGCUUAAAAGGUGCUAUUUUUCUGUCAUUAGAUAUGCAAGCUAAUUUGGGUUUUCGUGUUGUGGAUCAUUUGCCUUAUGAUUCUUAUGUUAGAAAAAGUGUUGGUUAUUUAUUUGCGAUUCAACAUGGUGCUAAAAAGAUCUUUGAUGCUGAUGAUCGGGGGGAAAUAAUUGAUAAUGAUCUAGGGAAACAUUUUGAUGUGGAAUUAGUGGGGGAAGGAGCUAGGCAAGAAGUUAUAUUGCAGUAUAGUCAUGAUAAUCCUAAUAGGACUGUAGUCAACCCUUAUAUUCAUUUCGGGCAACGGUCAGUUUGGCCUAGGGGAUUACCAUUGGAAAAUGUGGGUGAAAUUGGACAUGAGGAGUUUUACACUGAGGUUUUUGGUGGGAAACAGUUUAUACAACAAGGGAUUUCAAAUGGGUUACCGGAUGUUGAUUCUGUGUUUUAUUUUACUAGGAAGUCAGGUUUGGAAGCUUUUGAUAUUAGGUUUGAUGAGCAUGCGCCGAAAGUGGCAUUGCCUCAAGGUAUGAUGGUGCCAUUAAAUUCAUUUAAUACGAUAUAUCAUUCAUCGGCAUUUUGGGCCUUGAUGCUCCCUGUUUCUGUUAGUUCAAUGGCUUCGGAUGUGUUGAGGGGUUAUUGGGGACAGAGGCUUUUGUGGGAGAUUGGUGGUUAUGUUGUUGUGUAUCCAGCUACAGUUCACCGGUAUGACAGAAUUGAGGCAUACCCCUUUUCAGAGGAGAAGGAUCUUCAUGUGAAUGUGGGUCGUUUGAUUAAAUUCUUGGUGUCAUGGAGAUCAAAUAAGCACAGGUUGUUUGAGAAGAUAUUGGAAUUGAGUUAUGCUAUGGCAGAAGAGGGGUUUUGGUCUGAGCAGGACCUCAAGUUUACUGCUGCUUGGCUUCAGGACUUGCUUGCUGUGGGUUAUCAGCAGCCAAGGUUGAUGUCAUUGGAAUUGGACAGGCCACGGGCAAAUAUUGGUCAUGGGGAUCGAAAAGACUUUAUUCCUCAGAAAUUGCCAUCUGUUCAUCUAGCGGUGGAGGAAACAGGGACAGUUAGUUAUGAGAUUGGGAAUUUGAUUCGUUGGAGGAAGAACUUUGGAAAUGUUGUGCUUAUCAUGUUCUGCAGUGGUCCUGUGGAACGUACUGCCUUGGAGUGGAGAUUGCUUUAUGGGCGAAUAUUUAAAACUGUGGUUAUUUUGUCUGCACAGAAGAAUUCAGAUCUUGCUGUCGAAGAAGGUCAAUUAGAUCAAAUUUACAAGCAUCUGCCCAAGAUAUUUGAUCGGUUUUCUAGUGCCGACGGCUUUUUAUUCCUCGAAGAUGAUACCAUUCUUAAUUACUGGAAUCUGCUACAGGCAGAUAAGACUAAGCUAUGGAUUGCAGAUAAGGUAUCCAUGUCUUGGAGUACUGCAUCAACCAAUGGAAAUUCAGAUUGGUAUUCAAAGCAAGCGGACAUGGUAAAGAAAGUUGUUAGUACAAUGCCAGUUCACUUCCAAGUGAAUUAUAAAGAAGUUGUAAGGAGUGACCAGAGCCUCACAAUUUGCAGUUCUGAGAUAUUCUACAUUCCUUGGCGCUUUGUAGCAGACUUUGUUGAUCUUGUUAAUCUGGUUGGGCAUCUAGAAAUCCAUCAAAAGGUUGCCAUACCCAUGUUCUUUUUGUCAAUGGAUUUGCCUCAGAAUUUUGAUUCAGUGCUUAGUAAAAUGGUGUAUAAGCAGGACCUACCUUCUACUAAUUCUUCUUCGACGCAUUAUUCUGCACAAGCACCUGCGGUGCAUCCAUGGAAGGUGUCAAGUGAACAGGAAUUCAUAAGGCUAAUCAGAAUAAUGGCUGAAGGUGAUCCGCUCCUAAUGGAGUUAGUUUGAAGGUGAAAGACGUGCAGUAGUGAGGAGGGGAAAGAAACAUGUACCUACAUUUGUAACUGUGAUACCAAAUACUGUUUUUUUUUUUCUUCUUCUUCUUUUUAUUUCCUUAAUUUUUUCAGGGGAAGGGGUGUUCUUUUUGUAACUUCUCUGUAGAUUCACCUUUGUAUGAUUCAUUUACUGGUUGGAGAUUCCCUCCAAAGAGAAAAUGUGUUCAUCCUGUUCUGUUGGGCUCAUGAAUAUAUGAGUGGAAAAUGUCCAUUGCCAA
Theobroma umbraticum is the source of this 2803-nucleotide messenger RNA. RefSeq names its product transmembrane protein, putative (DUF288). Lineage: Eukaryota; Viridiplantae; Streptophyta; Magnoliopsida; Malvales; Malvaceae. The record is from RefSeq and is a predicted model, not a curated record.